Tympanuchus pallidicinctus (lesser prairie-chicken) is the source of this 1787-nucleotide messenger RNA. It is a transcript of the gene PSMC3IP, whose product is annotated as PSMC3 interacting protein. Gene Ontology annotation, molecular function: double-stranded DNA binding; recombinase activator activity. The transcript has 8 exons. The record is from RefSeq and is a predicted model, not a curated record. Gene Ontology annotation, cellular component: DNA recombinase auxiliary factor complex; condensed nuclear chromosome. Gene Ontology annotation, biological process: homologous chromosome pairing at meiosis; meiotic joint molecule formation; meiotic strand invasion involved in reciprocal meiotic recombination. Lineage: Eukaryota; Metazoa; Chordata; Aves; Galliformes; Phasianidae. Bases 66 to 728 code for a protein of 220 amino acids.
CCGCUCUUUCGCCGUGCGUCGCGCCGGAAGUGCGUCACACCGCCUGAGCGUGGCGCGGGAAGAAGAUGAGCAAAGGGCGCGAAGGCCCCGCAGCGGGGAGCGGGGCCACCGCUGUCCUGCUGCGCUACCUGCGGGAGCAGAACCGGCCGUACAGCGCUCAGGACGUCUUCGGGAACCUGCAGCGGGAGCACGGGCUGGGCAAAGCGGCCGUGGUGAAGGCGCUGGAGCAGCUGGCGCAGCAGGGCCGCGUCCGUGAGAAGGCCUACGGCAAGCAGAAGGUGUACUUCGCCGACCAGGAGCAGCUCCCGGCCGCCGGCGAUGCGGAGCUCCGCGUGCUGGACGCGGAGAUCGCCGCGAGGUCCGCCGAGGUGCAGGCGCUGCUGCAGGGCUGCCGGCAGCUGGAGGCAGAGUUGAAGGACCUGAGCGGCGCUAUGACCACCGCGGACAUGGCCCGUGAAGUUGAGGAGCUGAGGAAGGACUGCGCCAGUUACACAGAGAGACUGGAGAGGAUCAAGUCUGCUACCAACCGAGUAACGCCAGAAGAAAAAGAGAAGGUCUGCAGCGAGCAGAAACUGUACUGCAAGGAGUGGCGGAGGAGGAAGCGGAUGGCAACCGAGCUGCUCGACGCCAUCCUGGAGGGAUACCCCAAGAGCAAGAAGCAGUUCUUUGAGGAGGUCGGAAUAGAAACCGACGAGGACCACAACGUCACGUUCCCAGCAGCUGUGUGAGGUGCAGAUGGCUGGCCUUCCUUUACAGAGAGCACGCUGCAGUGGAACUGAUGAUUAAGCUGUUGUUGGGUUUUAGAUUUGUUUUCUUCUGUAGUUUUUUUUCAGGGCUUGCGCUUGUCCUACAUCCUUGAUAUAGUUCUGUUUAAAAAUGCUUUGCCCUUGGAAGGGUAGUCAGAGCACCUGAUUCAGCAGUGGACCCUCUCCCUUUCUCAUGUACCGAGGGAAUGUUGUUUUCUUACCUUUCAGUGCUAUAGGCUGUUUUGGGUGGGUGUUUUCACCAGGCAGUGGCUGGGAGGGUUUAAGAGCACUGGGUUAGAGAUGUGGUGUUCUGGUAAGAGCAGGAAGCAGGUGCCUCAGAGAGGUGAAGGAAGUAGUUAGCAGUACAGCCACUAUUUCUGCAAUUCACACGUGGAGGGGACCACGGCCUGCGCCGAGUCGUACACAGGACCGAUUCAUUGAACACCCUGCUUCUGUUUCAGAUGUGCUCUGCUGUGGCAUCUUCUGUGUUGAGAAGGCAGCAGGGCUGGCCUUGGAUGUGGUUCAGGCACAGCAGCCCUGGCUGGUGGGGAAGGCGAGAGCCAGGAGGAUGUGCUGUGCUGUGCUGGUAACGUGAGCCACAGCUGCAGCGGUGGCUGGGCUGCUGUGCACUGCGGGUCCAUCUCCUGCCUGAUCCCAUUAAAGUCUCCACGUACACAGCAAUGGAAAUAAAAGCAGAAAAGCCCUUAAAACGUUGAGCAAAAAUUAUUUAUUUCUCACAAUAGAAAAAUAUGUCACUUUCACACAUGAGGUCUGUAAAAAUCCACAUCUUCCUCACAAGGCAAGAGGUUGCAUCUAAGGGAAAUUAAGCCAUGCCACAUGGCUGUUGACUUGUCUGUCCCUCCACAACAGUCAUUUCCAUCACAGGGCAACACCUACCAGCAACGUCUGCCCCUGUGUGCGCCAUCACUUCUGUGCAACACCACAGGGUUUGACUCCUCUUGGGCUUCUAUUGUAUUAUACUGAAAAGGUCACAAGGCUUGAAAAAUAAUUUUGUAUGGAAAGAAAAAAAAAAAAAGAAAA